Perca fluviatilis (European perch) is the source of this 1127-nucleotide messenger RNA. Its product is annotated as phospholemman-like. Gene Ontology annotation, molecular function: sodium channel regulator activity. Bases 173 to 439 code for a protein of 88 amino acids. Gene Ontology annotation, biological process: regulation of sodium ion transmembrane transporter activity. The record is from RefSeq and is a predicted model, not a curated record. NCBI's taxonomy places the organism in Eukaryota, Metazoa, Chordata, Actinopteri, Perciformes, Percidae. The transcript has 8 exons. Gene Ontology annotation, cellular component: membrane.
AACCAAGCCAACCUGUUGAGUGUCACAGUGGAGAAGGCAGGCAGGGUGUUGGCGUACUGCGUGGAGAAAAGUCGCUUGUUCUGAGUCAGAUAUCCGCCUUCUUGGGAGAAAUUUCCUUGUUUUGUAGUUGCUAAAUACAACUUGUGAGAGGUAAACCGCCUCAAGUGUGAAAAUGUCAAAGAUCUGUGCUUUGGUGUUGAUGACACUUGUGUCCCUGGUGCUGGCGGAAGAACAGAACUUGGAAGAGGACCCAUUCACCUUUGACUACCACAGACUGCGUGUUGGAGGCCUGAUUCUAGCUGCUGUCCUCUGUCUCAUUGGCAUCACCAUCCUGUUCAGUGGCCACUGCAGGUGCAAAUUCAACCAGGACAAGAGGAGGAGGACAGGAAGCAAUGCUCAGCAGAUGCUCUCCGACCAAGGUCGUUCCUGCGACUGCUAGAUGUCAACCAGAAGACACAACCCGAACCUGCAACCAACAAAUAACAUGGAGGAGCUGCAGCGGGAUUUAAAAUAUCCAACGAGAGGCUUUUGUUUUAUUGUUAGAGAGCAACAGAAAGUAGUCUGUGUGUGCAAGAUGUGAUGCUUUCUGCCUGAUAAGUGAGCUACCAAUCUGCAGGCUGCACCUUCACACACACACACACACACACACACACACACACACACACACACAUGCCACUUUCAUUUCAAUUAACUGAAGUUGAUAUGAAGAAACUGUUCCUUCCAUAACUCUGUGUGAAUGCUUUGUCAGUCAUUGUUGAUAGUUUUGGUUGAUUGAACUGAGAGUGACCGGUUAAGAGAAACCUAUUACCAAAAAAAUCCCUUAAGUCUCCACAUACAGUAGGUUGUGUCAAUGUCUCACACUACUUCUGUUGUUUGCACGCUAUGUGUAAGGUAAACAUUGAUGUAGAUAUUAGUCGCCUACGGUGACCAACCUAACCCACUGUCCAUGCUUUUCUGUCACAUAUAUGAAAUCCACGUAGUCCUGAGUGUUUAGAGUGCUUUUGACAAAGUAUGAUAAUCUGUUAAUUCCCAUGUUUAGCUUUAUGGAGGAAAGUAGUGGAUUGCACUGUUCAGAGAUACAGAAACACUCUGUCAUGUUUCUAUAAAAAAACUAUUGAAACAAACAA